AUGGAUGGUGAGUCCUUCACCCUCCCUCUCCGCCCGCUGGUGGAGAAAGGCGGCAAGAAAGACACCCUGCCCGUGCGGAUAGCCCAGAUCAACGCCCAGCGCGGAUCCUUUCGCGACGUCACCGAGGAGAGCUUGCAGGCGGAGAUCGAGGCGCGUAAAGAACGAGGCGCCGAGUUGGAAGAAGAAGAGGAGGAGGAGGAGAAGGAAAAGGCUGUUGAAGAGAAGAAGCCCCCGGAGCUGGACGCUACCGAACGCCAUGAGCUGCUGUACAAACGUCGUGCAGAGAUCAUUCAAUUCGCGGCCCAAGCUCACAUGGAAGCGAUUUUCGCAUUGGACUUCAUUUCCCUCCUCCUGUCGAAACACAUGCCCCGUCAGGCCGAGACGUCCAUAUCUCCUCACUUGAAGCAGAAGGUCCCGCUAGGCUCGCUGAACGUCGACGUCAUCAAGACCCCAGAAAAGUCCGCUUCUGCUCAGCGAGAUACAACUACGGUCGCGCGCGGAUGGAGGCUGGAGAGCUUCAAUGCGGCGGCCAACAAGCUUCUGAAAGCUGCGUCCCGACUCGAGAACGAGGUCGCCGCAGAAACCAAGUACUGGGAGGAGGUGCUAGCAGUGAAGGAGAAAGGUUGGAAAGUGUGCAGACUCCCAAGAGAACGGCAGGCGCUGGGUGUGCAGUACGGGUUUUUGGAAGCUACGCCUACUUUCCGCGACCGAGGCCUCGCGUCCUUGCGGCGAGCCGACGACGGCAGUUUGGUAUUGGACCGGGGUCUGGCACCAUCCCGACCCCGAGUCGUGCGUAUUCGGGUGAAGAAGAACAACCAGGUUACUGGAUGCUCAAAGUUGUCGCAGUUCAUGGCCGCUGCCGACGACUCGAUCGAGAACCGCAUUCUGCGGUCCCGAGAUAUACUGUUUGAGGAGGAACUCUUUCACGAACUUACUCGGGAGGCGCGCAUCCUAGCCAGCUCGGGCGUCACCACACGGCGGAACCUGAUCCAAUUCGAGUUCAGCGAAGGAGAAGAAAUUCUCUUCGAUCUCGUGGACUUGGACGAUGUUCCGGACGAGGCGGACGUCACCUAUCGGACUCCAGAGCACGAUACCCUUGCCGAAGCGGUCGCUCAUGCCGUCCGUAUUCUGCUGUCAUAUGCACACCGACAGAACCUGCAGCGGCGGACGCAGAUUCCGCCUCCCCUGACGACGAAGAAACGACCUGUUCCAGAGUAUCAACUCCUACGACCGAUCCUUGCCUACCUGCAGCACAGCUCGCACGUGCAGUCAUUGCGGUCCUUCUUACGGGAUCUUUACCGGAUUCUCAAGUCAGCGGGCCUCAAAUCCGAGUACACCGCUGCUCCGUUUGCCUCCCUGGAUCUGUUGCGCAAAGAAGGCCAUGCGUCCGCAGUCGAAUCAUUAGUAAAACACUUCCUCGACCCUCUCGAGUCCAGAUUUUCGGGAACCAUGGCCAACCAAACCAGCACCUUUAAUGCCAAAGUCCGCACGAACCUGUCUGGUCCAUCCCUGGGGACGGAAUACGAGUUCUCGAUCCGUCUACCCAACUUCCCCCACACACAGCCGCCAUCACGCGUCGGACUGAAAGACGAGGUCGAGGCGGUAAUACGGCAUCUGAUCACGCUCGAUCUAACGACUUUUAUAUCGUCGAUCUCCAAGAAUGCCUCCAACGCCAAAGCUGCUGCUGCUACUACUCCUACAUCCGAUAAACUGUUGGUGUGGGAGGCGCCAUUCGCUCACCAUGGCGAACUCGUCGCGCUCUCUCCAUCCACCCAACGCACCAAGAAGCUGUCCCUGCAUCUGUCGCGGACCGAACUGACUCUUCGGACGAGCUGGCUCGGAGACGAGUCUGUAGGGGGUGUGGAUGAUGGACAGAGACAGGCGGGCAAGCUGUUGUAUUCGUGGACGCUCGAUGAUGCGGACAAGCCUGGAAGAAAGACGCUGGAGGAGGUGAUUGCGGAAGCAUCCAGAGAUGAGGAGGUCAAAUCAGAGGCAUGA
Molecule: messenger RNA, 1998 nt
Organism: Rasamsonia emersonii CBS 393.64
Lineage: Eukaryota; Fungi; Ascomycota; Eurotiomycetes; Eurotiales; Trichocomaceae
Product: RNA polymerase II mediator complex component SRB4
Exons: 3
Coding region: 1-1998 (665 amino acids)
Biological process (GO): regulation of transcription by RNA polymerase II
Cellular component (GO): core mediator complex; mediator complex
Molecular function (GO): transcription coregulator activity
Source: RefSeq, a predicted model, not a curated record